AUGGAGAUCGAGCGCGAGUUCCAGCGGCUCGACCAGGCCGCCAGCUGGGCCGCCAUCUACCAGGACAUCAGGCAUGAAGCCAGUGACUUUCCAUGUAAAGUGGCCAAACAUCCCAGAAACAAAAACAGAAAUAGGUACCGAGAUGUCAGCCCCUUUGAUCACAGUCGAAUUAAGCUAAACAAAGGUGACAAUGACUACAUCAAUGCAAGUUUGAUAAAAAUGGAAGAGGCCCAAAGGAGCUACAUCCUCACCCAGGGUCCUUUGCCAAAUACUUGUGGUCACUUUUGGGAGAUGGUUUGGGAACAGAAGAGCCGUGGUGUUGUCAUGUUGAACAGAGUGAUGGAAAAGGGAUCAAUAAAAUGUGCACAGUACUGGCCACAGAAGGAAGAGAAAGAAAUGUUUUUUGAAGAUACAAACUUGAAACUAACCUUGAUAUCUGAAGAUAUAAAAUCAUAUUACACAGUACGACAGCUAGAAUUGGAAAACCUUACAACACAUGGAACAAGAGAGAUUCUGCACUUUCAUUAUACUACGUGGCCUGACUUUGGGGUUCCAGAGUCACCUGCUUCAUUCCUCAAUUUCCUGUUCAAAGUGAGAGAGUCUGGCUCCCUCAGCCCUGAGCAUGGACCUGUCGUUGUGCACUGCAGUGCAGGAAUCGGGAGGUCGGGGACUUUUUGCUUGGUUGAUACGUGUCUGUUGCUGAUGGACAAAAGAAAAGAUCCUUCUUCAGUGGAUGUUAAGCAGGUUCUUCUAGAAAUGAGGAAGUACCGAAUGGGCCUUAUACAGACAGCAGACCAGCUUCGCUUCUCCUAUUUAGCUGUUAUUGAAGGGGCAAAAUUCAUUAUGGGAGAUGCUUCGGUGCAAGAGCAGUGGAAGGAGCUCUCCAAGGAGGACCUGGAGCCGCCGCCGGAGCAGGCGCCGCCGCCGCCGCGGCCGCCCAAGCGCACCUCGGAGCUGCACAACGGCCGCAUGCCCGAGCACGGCGGCCCCUUCCCCAGGCACCCGGCGGCCGAGGACGAGGGCGGCAGCUUGGAGAGCACCGCGGAGGAGGCAGCUCCCGGCCGGGCGCGCUGCCCCGCGCCGCCCGACACCCACAGCAUUAGUCAAGACACUGAAAUUCGGAGGAGAACUGUUGGGGAAAACCUGCACCCCUCGCCCCACAAAGAAGAGUCAAUGAAGUCGGAAAGCGUGGAAGAGGACGAUGAGAAUGUGAUGAGCACCUGGAAGCCCUUUCUAGUGAAUAUCUGCAUGUUCACCUUCCUCACGGCGGGAGCCUAUCUCUGCUAUCGGGUGUGUUUUCAUUGAUGGACAUGCCGGCAAGAUGGAGCCUGCAGGAAACACCAACGAUCUGAUGGGUUUGUAAUAAGCUUCUACGAAAGAAAGCUAAUUGAGGCACGGGAGCCUUGUCUCAGUGGAAAUAGAUGUUAGGUUGAAACGCUGGAACUUUGGUUAGGGCUUAAAGAGAGAAUUGAUGCACUAGGGUUUAAUCUAGCCCUGUGGUCCCAAGAACAUAAUAUUCUAAUCUCAGGGCCUUAAAAUAUUCAGGAGUAAGCAGAAAAAAUGCCAAAUAGUCUUGUUUUUCU
Nothoprocta perdicaria is the source of this 1583-nucleotide messenger RNA. It is a transcript of the gene PTPN1, whose product is annotated as protein tyrosine phosphatase, non-receptor type 1. Gene Ontology annotation, molecular function: protein tyrosine phosphatase activity. The record is from RefSeq and is a predicted model, not a curated record. NCBI's taxonomy places the organism in Eukaryota, Metazoa, Chordata, Aves, Tinamiformes, Tinamidae. The coding region runs from base 1 to 1305 and encodes 434 amino acids. The transcript has 9 exons. Gene Ontology annotation, biological process: protein dephosphorylation.